CAGACAACACUAGCUGACACUUCCUGUAAGCGCCGCCUCAAACAAAACAAGCAAGUUUCCGUACAACCCAGAGAGAAGGCCGCUGUGAAGAUAUUCUACUACAGCGGACAUAAACAAUACUUUUAUAUUAAUCGCCCGUCUAUAAUCGAGAGAUUGUGUGUUUUAAUACAAGUAUCGAGGCUGUGAGCUGGUAAUUACAGCUAUGAUGGCGUCCAGCUACAGCGCGAAGGAGGAAGACGGUCAUCACUCCGGAUCCGCGGGGCUCGGCGGAACCGCCAUCCGGACUAGAAAGCCCGACAACACCGCCUUCAAACAGCAGCGGUUACCGGCCUGGCAGCCCAUCCUGACCGCGGGGACCGUACUGCCCGCUUUCUUCGUUAUCGGACUCAUCUUUAUCCCCAUAGGAAUCGGCCUCUACGUGACGUCCAACAACAUUAAGGAGUUCGAGAUCGAUUAUACCGGGACUGACAUGUCCAGUCCGUGUUUUAACUGCUCUCAAAGCUUCAGCUGGAACAGCACAACUCCAUGCAAAUGUAUCCUGUCUUUCUCUCUAGAUCAGCCUUUCGAAAGUAAUGUCUUCAUGUACUAUGGCCUCUCAAAUUUCUACCAAAACCAUCGGCGAUAUGUGAAGUCUAGAGAUGACAGCCAGCUUAAUGGAGACGAGCGCUCGCUUAAGGAACCAAGCAAAGAAUGUGAGCCGUACCGCACUAAUGAAAACAAGCCUAUAGCCCCGUGUGGAGCUAUUGCUAACAGCAUGUUUAAUGACACAUUGGACUUGUUUUACAUUGAUCCCAAUGGAACAAAAACACAAAUUCCGUUGAUCAAAAAAGGGAUCGCGUGGUGGACGGACAAACAUGUGAAGUUUAGGAACCCUGGCAGUAACCCGAAUCUUACUGCUGUUUUUAAAGAAACGGCAAAGCCAGUCAACUGGCGCAAGCCUGUUUAUGAGCUGGACACUGACCCAGAAAACAACGGCUUCAUAAAUGAGGAUUUCAUCGUGUGGAUGCGCACAGCUGCUCUCCCCACCUUCAGAAAGCUCUACCGCAUCAUUCAGAAGAAAAACAAUAUGACACCCACACUUCCCAGAGGCAACUACAGCCUUGAGGUCAUCUACAACUACCCCGUGCGCAGCUUUGAGGGCCGUAAGCGUAUGAUCCUCAGCACCAUCUCCUGGAUGGGAGGGAAAAACCCCUUCCUGGGCAUCGCCUACAUAACCGUGGGCUCCAUCUGCUUCUUCCUCGGCGUGGUGCUCCUCUUCAUUCAUCACAAAUACGGAAACCGCAACAACAACUCUGAUAUUCCCAAUUAAGCUUGUCGAGUGCAUGCGUUCUGUCAGGCGCAGGGUUUGCAUCUGUGCGUUUGAAUAGCAUGCUUCGAUUGACGUUUUAAAGGUGCAAGAGCAUUUGACCACUUGAUGUUCUGUUUAUUUAUAAGUCUUAUUUUUUUAACUUUUAUUUUUUCUGAUGAUAGUUGAUGGUUCAUUUCAAGCAUGUUUUGACUGUUGAUAUGCAAAAAUGUCUGAGGUUGAGGUUAGUGUGAUAUUACAGCAUAUGUCCAGGAUAAAGACCAAGUUGUAUAAAGUCCAGUAAAUAAAUGUAUAUUUGUAUUUCACAGAAAUUAUUUUACUUUCAGCCAAAAGUAAUGUUUAAACAGGGCAACAUUAUAUGACUACUUUUAACAGUUUAAUGUACAAGGAAUAAUUUCAUUUUUCCUUGAGGAAAUAUUUUGGCUCUGUGUACUUCCAAACUUCUUUGUAGUGCCAGAUUAUGGUAGGGGUCAAUAAUAACUACCACUAAACUGUAAGGAUUGUUAAAGUCUUUUUGUUUUCUGGAGAUGCUUGUGAUCUUUAAAGAAGCUUUGCUGUGUGUAAUUCAUGGCUUGCGAGGACCAAACGUUUCGUUCUGUCUGUUUAAUUGAAAGUGUCUUGGGCUCAUUCUGGCGGUCAUGUCUUUUGUAAGUGUUUAAGCAUGUCUGCCUCUAACAAAUAAGCACUUUAGAAUGUGACAAGCCGUACAUUUUUGGCCAGUUUUUAGGAGUGUGUGUUUUGCUGCUGGGUGAAUAAAUGUCUAAUUGCUGAA
Labeo rohita (rohu) is the source of this 2078-nucleotide messenger RNA. It is a transcript of the gene cdc50ab, whose product is annotated as transmembrane protein 30Ab. The coding region runs from base 203 to 1309 and encodes 368 amino acids. NCBI's taxonomy places the organism in Eukaryota, Metazoa, Chordata, Actinopteri, Cypriniformes, Cyprinidae. The transcript has 7 exons. Gene Ontology annotation, biological process: phospholipid translocation. The record is from RefSeq and is a predicted model, not a curated record. Gene Ontology annotation, cellular component: plasma membrane; endoplasmic reticulum; Golgi apparatus.